AUGUCAAUGGAUUAUGAUUACCCACCUCAAGAGAGGCAAUAUGGAGAUAACGUAAUUGCCUUUAACGGCCGUGACGAAGUCCAUCAGCAACAACAACAGCAAGAAGAGGGUUAUUAUGAAGAAGAAGAACAGCAACAACAAGGGGGAGAAAUAGGUAGUGGAGGAAUUGAGAGAAAUCAAUCAAUGAUGAAUCAUCAUCACAAUCGUGACUCUUCUUCUGCAGGAAAACUCUUUGUUGGUGGUGUCUCCUGGGAAACUAACGAAGAAACUUUCACUAGUUACUUUAGCAAGUAUGGAGAAGUCAUGGACUCUGUAAUAAUGACGGAUAGACAUUCUGGAAGGCCACGAGGGUUUGGCUUUGUAACAUUUGCUGACCCUGCAGUCGCUGAUAGGGUUUUGGAGGAAGACCAUGUUAUAGAUGGCAGAGCGGUGGAAGUGAAGAGGACAGUUCCAAGGGAAGAUAUGGAGGUUAAAGGAGUAAUGAGAACAAAGAAAAUUUUUGUUGGUGGAAUACCACCAUCUUUGACUGAAGAUGAGUUAAAGGAAUACUUCUCUGUUUAUGGUAGCAUUGUUGAUCACCAGAUUAUGCUAGAUCAUAAGACUGGAAGGUCUAGGGGAUUUGGGUUUGUCACAUUUGACAGCGAAGAUGCUGUUGAACGAAUCUUUUCAGAGGGCAGAACACAUGAGCUUGGUGGUAAACAGGUGGAAAUAAAAAAGGCUGAACCAAAGAGAACUGGUGGUGAUUAUGGUAGUGCACCAAAGUCUUAUGCUGGUGGUUUCGGCAAUGGUGCUGGGGGUUUCGGUGCUGGCAAUAGUUCAGCAGGUCGUUAUGGUCGAAAAAUGGGCAGAGGAUAUGGUGGGUAUAGUGGCUAUGAUGGUUAUAGUGGGUAUGGCAGUUUUGGGGGAAGCUAUGCUGGAAGCACUGCUGGUUUUUACGGAGGUUAUGGUGCAUAUGGUUAUGGUUUUGGGUUUGGUGGGCCAAUGAUGUAUGGACCUGGUGUAUAUGGAGGAAGUGGUUAUGGCACUCCAAGUGCAUACAACAACGCUGCUGAGUAUGUAGGUGGUAAAGGAUAUGGGAGAACUGGUGAUGGUGAUAGUUUUGGCAGCAGUAGAAGAUAUGGUAAUGGUGAUGCUGUUAGCGGUGGCUAUGGUGGUAAUAAGGGGUAUGGAGGCAGUGCAAAUGGUGGUGCUGCUGUUACCGGAAGGUAUCAUCCUUACCGGAAGUUGGAUUUUGCAGUGCUUGGUCGUAGCAGUGGCAGAAGCCUAACUGAUGACAAUGAUGAUGAUGUUCUUGGGGCAGUGGCAGCCUUGUUGUUAGAAUACAUCAUCAUUUUGUUUAAACAUGUUUUUGGUGUAUUACUGUAUCUAACCAAACCCUGUUCUGAAUUUGCAGCCGAUGGCUCUCCAACUACUGUUGGCUUUCUAGGCCUUGGAAUUAUGGGUUCUCCAAUGGCACUGAAUCUCAUAAAAUCUGGGUGUGAUGUGACUGUUUGGAAUAGGACCAAGAGCAAAUGUGAUCCUUUCGUCAGCUUGGGUGCAAAAUAUAAGCCUUCUCCUGAGGAAGUAGCUGCAGCCUGUGAUGUCACAUUUGCGAUGCUUGCUGAUCCUGAAAGUGCAUUGGAGGUUGCACUUGGAAAGCAUGGAGCUGCUAGCAGUAUGGGUCCAGGAAAAGGGUAUGUGGAUGUUUCAACUGUUGAUGGUGGCACUUCUAAAUUGAUUAGUGGACAUAUCAAAGCUUCCGGGGCAUCAUUUUUGGAGGCUCCUGUUUCUGGCUCUAAAAAGCCGGCAGAAGACGGGCAACUUAUAUUUCUUACUGCAGGUGACAAAUCUCUGUAUGAAACAACUGCUCCAUUCUUAGAUAUCAUGGGGAAGUCAAGAUUUUACCUUGGGGAAGUUGGAAAUGGGGCUGCAAUGAAACUUGUUGUCAACAUGAUCAUGGGCAGUAUGAUGGCAACCUUUUCUGAAGGAUUGCUUCUCAGCGAGAAAGUAGGAUUGGACCCAAAUGUACUGGUUGAGGUAGUGUCACAGGGUGCCAUUAGCGCACCAAUGUACGCGCUGAAAGGUCCAUCAAUGAUCAAAUCCCUAUACCCCACUGCCUUUCCCUUAAAGCAUCAGCAGAAGGACAUGAGACUUGCCCUGGGAUUAGCAGAAUCUGUUUCCCAACCCACUCCAAUUGCAGCAGCUGCAAACGAACUAUACAAGGUAGCAAAAAGUCAUGGGCUAAGUGAUAGUGAUUUUUCAGCGGUGAUCGAAGCACUGAAAGCAAAAUUGCAGUCCUGA
This is a messenger RNA of Dovyalis caffra, 2280 nucleotides long. The record is from the annotation of a GenBank genome assembly. Lineage: Eukaryota; Viridiplantae; Streptophyta; Magnoliopsida; Malpighiales; Salicaceae.